Molecule: messenger RNA, 813 nt
Organism: Camelus dromedarius (Arabian camel)
Lineage: Eukaryota; Metazoa; Chordata; Mammalia; Artiodactyla; Camelidae
Product: adenylate cyclase type 1-like
Exons: 4
Coding region: 1-813 (270 amino acids)
Biological process (GO): intracellular signal transduction; cAMP biosynthetic process; adenylate cyclase-activating G protein-coupled receptor signaling pathway
Cellular component (GO): plasma membrane
Molecular function (GO): adenylate cyclase activity
Source: RefSeq, a predicted model, not a curated record
AUGUCGAUAACUCUAACAGUUAAUCCGAUUCAUGUUUUUAGGUUAACAGGAUUCCAUCUGCCACCGCCAGUGACAAGUACCAAAUCUGUGUUUUCACUACGUUUGACCAGUGAUUUUGCAGUUAGUGCUCAUGAAUUUAAAGUAUAUUACAAAGAACUGCAGAGUAGCUCUUGUGGAAACCCAGGAGUUCCACCCAAAGGUGUAUUAUAUGGUACAAGGUUUGACGUUGGGGACAAGAUCCGCUACAGCUGUGUAACUGGAUAUAUCCUCGAUGGCCACCCUCAACUCAACUGUAUAGCCAAUUCAGUUAAUACAGCCUCAUGGGAUUUUCCUGUUCCGAUCUGUAAAGGCAUCAACGUUGGCCCCGUGGUGGCCGGAGUGAUUGGAGCUCGCAGGCCCCAGUACGACAUUUGGGGAAACACAGUCAACGUGGCCAGUCAGAUGGACAGCACCGGGGUCCAGGGCAGGAUCCAGGUGACCGAGGAAGUUCACCGGCUGCUGCGGCGGGGCGCAUACCACUUCGUGUGCCGAGGCAAAGCCAGCGUCAAGGGCAAGGGCGAGAUGCUGACAUACUUCCUGGAAGGCAGGACCGACGGAAACGGCUCCCAAACCAGGUCCAUGAACUCAGAGCAGAAAAUGUGUCUUUAUGGAAGAGGUGGCUUCCAGAGCAGACUGGCCAUGGCCCACCCCCCAGUGCCCCCUGCGGCCAGCCUCUCAGUCAGAGCCGGGAUGGGGGCUCUGCAGGGCUCGGGGUUCACCCCCUGUUCCCCAGGUCAGCACUUGCCCCCUGGAGCAGUUGGGAAGGAGGCUUAG